UUCGAACUCUUGGACCUCUGCAAAGCGUCUAUAAAAAUGGCGGACAACGAGGAUAAAAAGCUCUACACAUUUGACGAAGUAAAAAACCACAAUAAAGCAGGAGGAUGCUGGCUAGUUAUACACAACAAAGUAUUUGAUGUGACAAAGUUUUUAGACGAGCAUCCAGGAGGCGAGGAGGUUCUUCUUGAGCAAGCAGGUGGAGAUGCUUCUGAAAGCUUUGAGGAUGUUGGCCACUCAUCUGAUGCUAGAGAAUUAAUGAAUGAAUAUUGUAUUGGUGAAUUGAGAGAGGCUGAUAGGAAAGACGAUGUAAAGCCCAAGAACACUGCCUACCCAGCUCCUGAUAAUAGUGAAGGAUCUUCAUGGAUUCAAUCAUUUCUUCUUCCUGCAGCGGUUGUGGUUGCCAUUGCUAUUAUCGCCUACAAGGUCAUGAUGUAGAGUCCGUGGAAUGGUGCUUCCUGCUGUUAUCAACGUUUUAUGGUUUACAUUUGGAAAUGGACAAUAACUUACGUUAUAGGUUAGUUGCAGGGCUCGCCUUUCCCAUGGACAAACACCAUUGACUUAUGUCGAAGUCUCUAAUAGUGUAGUAAUUUAACUAUUGACAUUCAUCAUUUAUGCUUCUGUACUCGUUUUUAAAGAUAGCAAUCUAUGAAAUAAAAAAAUUAACAAAUGUCAA
Molecule: messenger RNA, 673 nt
Organism: Nematostella vectensis (starlet sea anemone)
Lineage: Eukaryota; Metazoa; Cnidaria; Anthozoa; Actiniaria; Edwardsiidae
Product: cytochrome b5
Exons: 6
Coding region: 37-435 (132 amino acids)
Cellular component (GO): membrane; intracellular membrane-bounded organelle
Molecular function (GO): heme binding
Source: RefSeq, a predicted model, not a curated record